CGCUUCACUACGCGUACGCGACGCGCCGUUCACAUCUGUCACGUUUCUCACACAAAAUAUUUAUCAAAUUUAUUUCAAUAAAUACAGCUGUAAAUUAUGCAACUAAACAGUGGUUAGAAAUGGACCAACAAUUCUCAUUGUCCUGGAAUAAUUUUCACGGGAACUUGACUAAAGGAUUCGCCGGUUUAUUAGGAAAUGGCGAAUUUGUCGACGUAACUAUUGCCGUCGAAGGUCAUUUGUUGCAAGCACACAAAGUAAUACUAUCAAUAUGUUCACCGUAUUUCAAAAAAAUGUUUCAAACGAAUCCAUGUCAACAUCCAAUUGUUGUACUCAGGGAUGUGACUCACAAAGCAAUGAAAGACUUGUUACAAUUUAUGUAUCAUGGAGAAGUUAGUGUUAAACGUGAAGAUCUCACUAGUUUUAUAGGAACUGCCGAAGUGCUGCAAAUCAAGGGAUUGACAAACAAAGAGACUGAAGAAGAAGAUGAUAGUGAAAGAGAACAAGAUUUACCCAAGCACAGAACAGAAACCCUGAACAAUACACCGGAUGCUGAAUCCUGUGUGUCUGAUACCUAUGACACUGGUUUGAAUGAUGAAACAACACAAAGCAAUGAACUAGAGUUGAUGAAGCAAAGACAACUCAUAGAAAAAUUACAUAGACUCAGUAACCUCAAAAGAAAAUCAGAUGAGUUCCUUCAAAAAACAUAUUUCUCAGACAUACUCAACCCUGAAAAAAGGCCAAAAACAAAAGAAAAACCUAUUUACAAACAAAACAGCCAGAUAUACCCGACCAAUAACUAUGAAAACUUAAAAAGUUUGUAUGAUGACAAUCCUGUAGAUAUAACAUCAGCUUAUAACACACAUUUGCAGAAAAACAGCCCUGAUAUUAAUGAUAAAAACAAGGAACAAUGCCCCUCUGAUAAUGGAAUAGAAUUGAAAACUGAAUGUGAUGACAGUGACAUUAUAGUAACAGACCCUGCUGUGUGUAACACUCCAAAAAACUAUGAGUCAUCAAGGGAUGGGAAAAAAGAUCUAUCUAUACCCAUGGAGUACUCAUCACCACAAGAUAAUCCCAGCUUGAGUUCGUUAUUCAUCGAUCUUAAAAACUUAGUGAAUGGUAAGGUGACUAACUAUGCACCAAGAACUAACACGAGUGACGAGAACCCCAGGCCGACUAUGGAACAUCGCCUUGUAACUAUCCCUCAAAAGGAAGAUGGCAAAAAGAAAUACCCACAACGGUCUUGCCGGCUCUGUUGGAAGAUAGGCAGGAGACGAGACACCAGGUUCAUGUGCAGUGCAUGUGAACUACCAUUUUGUAAAUCACCUUGCUUUGGAAUCCACUUUAAUGAUAUACUCAAAGUAUCUCAGCUGCAAGGAGAUUAUUAUGCAAAUUAACAUUUAAAUACAUAGUAUGCUUUCCCUCAGCCCUCUACAGAGGCAAUAUACAUUACAUUAUUUUUAAGCAAAAGUAAUAUUACAUAUUAUGGAUAAAAGUCUACUAGAAGGCUAGUACUAAGGCCUGCUAUUUAUAUUCUUAUAUACACCAUGAAUCAUAGAUUCAAAUGAGAUUUGGGACCAAAUCUAUAAACUGGAUGUAUGUGACAGAAAAACACCCUAAAAAGUUACAUAACUAUAUUGUAGCAUAAGUUAUGAUUAAAUACCAGUUACAUCUCAGAGUAAUAAAGGUCAUAAAGCACAAUAAAUAAUUAACUGUGAUAGUGGGACUAUGCUCUCAAGUGCCAAUUAAUUGUUAAAUCUAAACUUUUUUAUAAACUUGCAACCAAUUAGAGAAUAUAUUCACAAUUUCGAUAAGUGCCAUUAUGUUUCGCCAUAAAAUUUUAUAAAGACUUUAUUGCUCAUAUUCUAGUCUAUUUAUUGUACUACUUUAAGGUAUUCAACAAUAAUUUUCUGAUAUAAUAAUUAGAAUAGUUUUUGGACUAGUUAUUGAAAUGAAACAACUUCGAUAUCAAAAUGAUCUCUAACAGCAGUUUUAUAUUGUUUAAGAACCAAAUUGAGAUUUACAUUCCUCUUUUUUUACAUUCGUAUUUUUUAUUAUAAUUAAAAUUAAGGUCUCGUGUAAAACAUUUAUUUGUAACGUAAUUUUUCUAUAUUCGAAAACGAGUGCUACUUUUAACGAGUGAUGUUAAUAAAAUAAAAAGUGUGUUUUGAAUGAUAAUUAUUAUAAGCGAAUGUAUUUUUAUAUCCAUAUUUGAUUAAAUGAUAUAUGAACAAAUCAUGAGAAUUUCAUUUAUCUGGAGUUUAAAAAAAAACA
Trichoplusia ni (cabbage looper) is the source of this 2271-nucleotide messenger RNA. RefSeq names its product transcriptional regulator Kaiso-like. Lineage: Eukaryota; Metazoa; Arthropoda; Insecta; Lepidoptera; Noctuidae. The record is from RefSeq and is a predicted model, not a curated record. Gene Ontology annotation, biological process: regulation of transcription by RNA polymerase II. Gene Ontology annotation, molecular function: protein binding. Gene Ontology annotation, cellular component: nucleus. The transcript is spliced from 5 exons. Bases 120 to 1394 code for a protein of 424 amino acids.